Molecule: messenger RNA, 1182 nt
Organism: Schistosoma turkestanicum
Lineage: Eukaryota; Metazoa; Platyhelminthes; Trematoda; Strigeidida; Schistosomatidae
Source: the annotation of a GenBank genome assembly
AUGUUCUCGUUACUAUCGUUUGCACGAUAUCCAUUAAGAAUUAGAACAUUGUUGUCAUUUUCGCGGUUCUUCAGUACUCAGACAAAGAAAUGCGUGAAUAUUACAUUCGCUUGGAAUGAUGGACGUAAAAAGACCGUACCCGCAAAAUUAGGUGACAACCUAUUGGACAUUGUUUUGGAUAAUGAUGUUGAUAUAGACGGAUUUGGUGCUUGUGAAGGUACAUUGGCAUGCUCAACUUGCCAUCUCAUAUUUGCAAAGAAAGAUUUUGACAAUUUACAUGAUCCCUUAACAGAGGAAGAGCAAGAUAUGUUGGAUUUAGCCUAUGGCUUAACUGACACCUCAAGAUUAGGUUGUCAGGGUCAAUAUACGAUGCACGCGUAUAGGAUAAUAUUCAGAUUCAUUGUUCAAUACUAUAUUUACAAUGACAUUCUAUUAGUUGGUACAUUGAUUGAUUUAUCGAAUGCCAACCAAAUGACAGCUAUAAAACUUCACAAAUCAACAAAACCAAUCCUAAAGGAGGCGCAUGAUUUAAAAAUUUCAAAUCAUACUAUUCUUGAUGGCGAUAAUAACAAUAAUAACAAUGCAGAAAAUGAUAUUAGUCAACAACAACGUAAAAAUAAAAAUCUUGCUAAAUUGAAAAAAUAUAGAAAACGUCAAUUGAAAAAAAAGUAUUCACGUAAACAAUUGACAGCAAGAAAGGCAUUACAAUGGGAACAUGAACAACCAGUGAAGCGGGUCAAUGAAAUACAAGAAGAAGCAUUAAAUUAUUUAAGAAUAUGGAAAAUGAAUUAUGACCAAUGGAAAUUUAAAAAACUUUUACAAUCUUGGUUAAUUAAAAAUGUAUUGGAUAAGGAGAUGGUUCCUACUCUGGAAUUUCGAAUAUUUAAAUGUUAUGUUAAAAAGUUGAUUGGAUCCGCACGACAAGAUUUAUUGAAUCGAUGUUCAGCAGUGAUUAUUGAAGAAGAGGAAAAACAUUCAAACACUAAUAAUGCAUUGGACACAUGUACAAAACUUGUAAAUAAAGAAGAUAUUUCAUCAGAGGAGGUUAUUUGUCAACAGAAAUCAGAAUAUUCAAUUGCUGGAAAACGUGCAAAGAAACUACUUAAAAUAUUAUCACAAACUUCUUGAUAUUCAAUAAAUUUCUACAGCAUAUUAUAAAAUGACUUGUUUCAUUGAAUUCCU